This is a messenger RNA of Drosophila kikkawai, 1461 nucleotides long. It is a transcript of the gene spict, whose product is annotated as magnesium transporter spict. Gene Ontology annotation, biological process: magnesium ion transport. NCBI's taxonomy places the organism in Eukaryota, Metazoa, Arthropoda, Insecta, Diptera, Drosophilidae. Gene Ontology annotation, cellular component: membrane. The record is from RefSeq and is a predicted model, not a curated record. Gene Ontology annotation, molecular function: magnesium ion transmembrane transporter activity.
ACUCACGCAGAAUUGUUAGUGCAAAAAGUGGAAAGAAGGAAAACAAAGCACAAAACGCACGGAGGGCAACAUGAAUAGCGAAGCCUCAUCACUGCAGAUGGCCCAGGUGGUGCCCGGCAGCCUCCCAGCCGCAGCGGCGGCGGCGUCGUCGAUGGAGGAAGCCAGUCAAGCGUCCGCAUCCCUCAGUGCGGCCAUCUCAAACACGGAUUUCUACAUCGGCGUCGGCCUGGCAAUCUCCUCCUGCUUCUUCAUCGGCUCCAGCUUCAUCAUAAAGAAGAAGGCACUCAUCCGGCUGAGCAGAUACGGCGAGGUGCGGGCCUCGGCGGGAGGAUUUGGCUAUCUGAGGGAAUGGAUCUGGUGGGCGGGUCUCCUGACAAUGGGUCUGGGCGAGGCGGCGAAUUUUGCGGCCUAUGCCUUUGCACCCGCCUCCCUGGUGACCCCCUUGGGGGCCCUCAGUGUGAUUAUCUCGGCGGUGAUGGCCUCCAGAUUUCUCAACGAAAAGCUGAACCUACUGGGAAAGAUUGGCUGCUUUUUGUGCAUCUUGGGCUCCACCAUCAUUGUGAUUCACUCGCCUAAGGAGAAGGAGAUUGAGGAUCUGCAGCUGCUGUUCGACAUGCUGCAGGAUCCGGUGUUCAUUCUGUAUGUGAUCUGCAUCAUUGGCUCCACGGUGUUUGUGGCCUGCUUCAUUGCCCCGCGCCACGGGCACACCAAUGUGGUUGUCUAUAUAUUCAUGUGCUCGGGAAUUGGCUCCCUGACCGUGAUGUCGUGCAAGGCUCUGGGUCUGGCCAUUAGACAGACGUUGAAUAACGGUGGAAACGUGUUCCUCACCUGGAUGCCGUGGUUCCUGAUCCUGAUCACUGUCACCUUCAUCGCCAUCCAGAUGAACUAUUUGAACAAGGCGCUGGAUAUAUUCAACACCAGCAUUGUGACGCCUGUUUACUACGUCAUGUUCACCACUCUGGUGAUCGUGGCCUCCGCCAUUCUGUUCAAGGAGUUCACCCACAUGCGCUUCGACGACAUCCUGGGCGAUGUGUGCGGCUUCCUGGUCGUUAUCACAGCUGUCUUCCUGCUCAACGCCUUCCGGGAUAUAGACAUAACGCUGAACGAUGUGAGGGGGCUGAUGCGCCCGAAAAUGCAGCGAGUGUCGCAGUUCGACGAGGAGGUGCUGGUCACCAGCAACACCAAGGAGCGGCGUCUGUCGUACGGCUCCGGCGACUUGUUCCGGAAGGCCUGACACAAGCAUCGCUACCAGGUUUAGUUGCAUCCCCUGCAGCGCAUGGCCUGAAGAUGGCUUCCGAAACGAAACAUUGGUCCAAGAAAAGCAUAUCACUUGCCCAUCACAUCACAUCCCGUCAUCUCUCAUCCAUUGUUCCUUUCAUCUUGUUAAAAACACAUUCGCUAGCAUUAGAACAUAGGUUAUAGGACGAAAUUAUGUAUAUUAAAAGGAUUUAUUUAACAGAA